AUGUGUCACGAUGGUAAAAAGCGCUGGUUUGUCACUUUAGAUUAUGUAGAUGCACUUCUCAGCCUGUUUAGUCCUCAGCGUCUCUUGAUCAUCAAUUCGGUGGUGUUGCUGAUCCUGCUGAGCGCCCUCACCGAUCCUGACCAGUACCACCUCACGAGUGCUGAGUUAGGGGGUGAAUUUGAAUUUAUGGAUGAUGCCAAUAUGUGCAUAGCUACAGCAAUUUCUCUCCUUAUGAUUCUGAUCUGUGGAAUGGCUACGUAUGGAGCAUAUAAGCAACAUGCAGCUUGGAUCAUUCCUUUCUUCUGUUACCAGAUCUUUGACUUUGCUCUCAACACAUUGGUUGCCAUCAGCGUACUUGUCUAUCCCAGCACAAUUCAGGACUACCUCCGCCAGCUGGUAAAUCAAGUGAUGUUCACAAACCCUUGGGGGCUAUAG
Tinamus guttatus (white-throated tinamou) is the source of this 435-nucleotide messenger RNA. NCBI's taxonomy places the organism in Eukaryota, Metazoa, Chordata, Aves, Tinamiformes, Tinamidae. The record is from RefSeq and is a predicted model, not a curated record.